This is a messenger RNA of Piliocolobus tephrosceles (Ugandan red Colobus), 1504 nucleotides long. RefSeq names its product HYLS1 centriolar and ciliogenesis associated (gene HYLS1). The coding region runs from base 233 to 1132 and encodes 299 amino acids. NCBI's taxonomy places the organism in Eukaryota, Metazoa, Chordata, Mammalia, Primates, Cercopithecidae. The transcript has 3 exons. The record is from RefSeq and is a predicted model, not a curated record. Gene Ontology annotation, cellular component: centriole; non-motile cilium. Gene Ontology annotation, biological process: cilium assembly.
GGAUUUAAACCUCAGCGGCCGGCGGUUAACGGCAGGCUCGACGCGGGGGUGGGGGGAAAGUGCGCCUGCGCCAGCUACGCGAACGCUAACAGAAUCUGCGGUGCUCUGCUGGCGGCUGGCAGGACGCGGUGUAGAGAGUGGACUUCGACGACGCGGGUUUUUUUUUAAAAUUGAAUGUAAAUGCCAAUCAAGAUACAUUGAAAUAAGAAGGUCCUACAGUGUAGGGGAAGCAAUGGAAGAACUUCUACCUGAUGGACAAACAUGGGCUAAUAUGGAUCCAGAAGAACGAAUGUUGGCAGCUGCUACAGCUUUUACCCACAUCUGUGCAGGGCAGGGUGAAGGAGAUGUUAGGAGAGAAGCCCAAUCUACCCAAUAUGAUCCCUACAGUAAAGCUUCAAUAGCUGCAGGAAAGCGACCUGCUCUUCCUGUGCAACUACAGUACCCACAUGUAGAAAGUAAUGUCACUUCUGAAACAGUCUCUGAGGCCUCCCAAAGACUCCGAAAGCCAGUGAUGAAGAGAAAGGUGCUGCGUAGAAAGCCAGAUGGGGAAGUAUUAGUAACAGAUGAGUCGAUUAUCAGUGAAUCAGAAUCUGGUACAGAAAAUGAUCAGGGUCUCUGGGACUUAAGACAAAGGCUGAUGAAUGUGCAGUUCCAGGAAGACAAGGAAUCUUCAUUUGAUAUUUCACAAAAAUUUAAUCCACCACAUGAAUACCAAGGAAUUUCUCAAGAUCAGCUCAUUUGCUCUCUACAAAGAGAAGGAAUGGGCUCUCCAGCUUACGAACAAGACCUGAUUGUUGCCAGCAGACCCAAGUCCUUUAUUCUCCCAAAGCUGGACCAGUUAAGCCGAAACCGGGGCAAGACAGACCGGGUAGCCCGGUAUUUUGAGUACAAACGGGACUGGGAUUCAAUACGUUUACCUGGUGAAGAUCAUAGGAAGGAAUUACGCUGGGGUGUCCGAGAGCAGAUGCUUUGUCGAGCAGAACCCCAGUCCAAACCUCAGCACAUAUAUGUCCCAAACAAUUAUCUAGUACCAACAGAGAAGAAAAGGUCUGCACUUCGUUGGGGUGUUCGUUGUGACCUUGCAAAUGGUGUCAUACCCAGGAAGCUUCCCUUCCCUCUUUCUCCUUCUUAAAUCUUUUUAAACUUCUUUCACAGGAUUGUUUGAGAUAACCCAGCUCUUUAUAUCUUUCCUUUUAAAUAGAAACAAUUGUCUUGAAAAGCUCUUAGAAACAUCUUACAGUAAGGACUUCACCUAUCAUUGGUCUUUCCUAGCUAUAUAUCACAUUGGUAUCAGAUAAUACUUCCAAAUUGCCACUCAAAUCCAGCAGUUGCAAGAUAAAUCAUCAGAAAGAACAACAGACCUGGUCUUUCUAUUUUGUCGAAUUAGUAAGGGCCCUUUGUGUCCUGUAACCUUUUUUACCUAUCAUUGUGAGUUGCUGUGCUUUAAUGUGUGUUUUUUAAGUUGCUGGGCAUUACACUUAUCAAUUAAAGUAUUUUGGAAAUU